Molecule: messenger RNA, 1597 nt
Organism: Lepus europaeus (European hare)
Lineage: Eukaryota; Metazoa; Chordata; Mammalia; Lagomorpha; Leporidae
Gene: ZNF784
Product: zinc finger protein 784
Exons: 2
Coding region: 1-900 (299 amino acids)
Biological process (GO): regulation of transcription by RNA polymerase II
Cellular component (GO): nucleus
Molecular function (GO): RNA polymerase II cis-regulatory region sequence-specific DNA binding; DNA-binding transcription factor activity, RNA polymerase II-specific
Source: RefSeq, a predicted model, not a curated record
AUGGCCGCCGCGCGCCCGGAGCCCCCGAGCCCGAGCUCAGCGACCCCGGAGUCGCGGUCCCCGGAGCCUCCGGACCUGGUCCUGCUGCCCGACGCUGGCCGCCCGCCCACGCCCCCGGGCGACCUCAUCGAGAUCCAGGUGGUGAAGGUGACAGACACCACGCUGGUCCCCGAGCCUCCGGAGCCAGGCUCGCUGCGCUGCGCCUUGUGCCCCGCCGCCUUCCGGCUGGUGUCGGACCUGCUGUUCCACGAGCACGGCCACCUGGCCCGGGCGGACGGAGACCCCGGCCGGUGCCACGUGUGCGGCCACCGCUGCCCGGGCCCCGCCAGCCUGCGCGCCCACUACAGCCUGCACACGGGCGAGCGGCCCUACCGCUGCGCCCGGUGCCCGCGGGCCUUCAAGGCCCUGGCGCCGCUGCUGCGCCACCAGCGCCGGCACGGCGUGGAGCCCGGAGCCCCGCGCAGGGCCCCGGAGGCGGCCGCGGCGGGCGGGCAGGGGCCGGGGCCGCCGGCCGAGCGCGCCGAGGUGGUGCUGGCGGCGGCGGCGGCCGGCGCGGCCGUGGGGAAGCCGUUCGCCUGCCGCUUCUGCGCCAAGCCGUUCCGCCGCUCGUCCGACAUGCGGGACCACGAGCGCGUGCACACGGGCGAGCGGCCCUACCACUGCGGCGUGUGCGGCAAGGGCUUCACGCAGUCCUCGGUGCUCAGCGGCCACGCGCGCAUCCACACGGGCGAGCGCCCCUUCCGCUGCGGCCUCUGCGACCGCACCUUCAACAACUCCUCCAACUUCCGCAAGCACCAGCGCACGCACUUCCACGGGCCCGGCCCGGGGCUGGGCGAGGGGCGCGGGGGCGCGUGCGGGGCGGGGCGCGCGGAGACAGCGAAGGCGGAGAACGACCCGUAGGCGGGGCGGGGCGGAGAGGCCCAGACCGCUGAUGGAGGCGGAGGGAGAGAACCAUGCUCCGCACGGCCCUCUGUGACACUCCGAGGAAGGCGCAGGUGCCCAGCUCCGCGCGGGACCAGGGCGGAACGCGCACCCCGCCUGCCUCCUCUCUAGGCGCCUGGGCACGGCUUUGGGGGAGAAUCGGCGUCGUGUUCCUGGCCCAGGCCUCUUGCGCACAAUCCUGGCCCGUCAGGGGGCUCCCCUCGGGUGGGCCAGGGUGGACUUUUUGCCUACCUCACUGGAUUGCACUGGACCUGGGAGGCCGCCCCAGCCCCAAGCAGCAGGCAUCCACCGGGAGACCGGGGUCCCAUCACCUCCAGCUAGAGGGUGCCCAGGCCACCGCUGAGAGCCUUGGCACCUGAGGGAUGCAAGCCAGGCUGUGGAUCCCGACUCUAAGAACUGCUCCCAGGGUGGCCGCCCCUCCCCCACCCGGGCUCCCGUAGUACCGGGAACUGGGGGCACAGCUGCUGGACCCCGGCUGUUUCCUCUCGCCCCAGGAGUCAGAGGGGUAGCGGGUGGGGGCCACAGCCCUCCCAUUCUGUUCCUAUUAAAGGACUUUCUGAAGGCCCUGUUGGUCUCGUGUCCAGGCUACUCUGGGGAGGGGCUUCCUCGCUCCUAGAAGGGGGUUGGUCUCAGAAGCUGGGCACGGCCGAGGGGC